This is a messenger RNA of Diceros bicornis minor, 2994 nucleotides long. It is a transcript of the gene BTN1A1, whose product is annotated as butyrophilin subfamily 1 member A1. The transcript is spliced from 7 exons. Gene Ontology annotation, biological process: T cell receptor signaling pathway; regulation of cytokine production. The coding region runs from base 104 to 1684 and encodes 526 amino acids. Lineage: Eukaryota; Metazoa; Chordata; Mammalia; Perissodactyla; Rhinocerotidae. Gene Ontology annotation, molecular function: signaling receptor binding. Gene Ontology annotation, cellular component: external side of plasma membrane. The record is from RefSeq and is a predicted model, not a curated record.
UGUCUAGAGAACCCACAGUUAUCUCCUGUCCACUCAUCCCCUAGGUUGAGGCUCCUGACCGACUCAAGGACACCAGUAUCUUGCUGCCCCAGAAAGGUUGGAGAUGGCAGUUUGCCGAAACUCCUUCCCACCCACAUGUCUGCUCACCCUCAUUCUGCUCUGGCUACCCACACUGGAUUCAGCUCACCUUGAGGUGAUUGGACCUCCGGAGCCCAUCUUGGCCAUAGUGGGGGAAGACGCUGAGCUGCCCUGUCACCUCUCCUCAAACGUGAGUGCUGAGCACAUGGAGCUGCGGUGGUUCCGGAAGAAGGUCUCGCCCGCGGUGUUCGUGCAGCGGGACGGGCGGGAGCAGGAGGGAGAGCAGAUGGCCGAGUACCGGGGGCGAGCGACGCUGGUGGGGACCAACAUCACCGCGGGGCGCGUCGCUGUGAAGAUACACCGGGUCAAGGCCUCUGACGACGGGGAGUACCGAUGCUUUUUCAGGCAGGAAGAAAGCUACAAGGAGGCCAUUGUGCAACUGAAGGUGGCUGCUCUGGGCUCUGAUCCUUACAUCCAUAUGGAAGUUCAAGACAGUGGAGAGAUCCGGCUGGAGUGCACCUCAGUGGGAUGGUACCCAGAGCCCCAGGUACAGUGGAGAACUCCCAAGGGAGAGACGUUUCCAUCCAUGUCAGAGUCCAGGAAUCUUGAUGAAGAAGGCUUGUUCACUGUGGCAGCUUCAGUGGUCCUCAGGGACACCUCCACGAAGAAUGUGUCCUGCUGUAUCCAGAACCUCCUUCUUGGCCAGGAAAAGGAAGUAGAGAUUUCCAUACCAGCUCCCUUCUUCCCAAGAAUGACUCUCUGGAUGGUGGCUGUGGCUGUCAUCUUGAUAGUCCUAGGACUUCUCACAACUGGGUCCAUAUUUUUCACUUGGAGACUAUACAAGGAAAGAUCCAGACAGAGGAAGCAUGAAUUCAGCUCUAAAGAGAAACUCCUGGAAGAACUCAAGUGGAAAAUGGCUACAUUGCAUGCAGUUGAUGUGACUCUGGAUCCAGACACCGCCCACCCCCACCUCUUUCUGUACGAGGAUUCAAAAUCUGUCCGACUGGAAGAUUCACGUCAGAAACUGCCUGAGAAACCAGAGAGAUUUGACUCCUGGCCUUGCGUGUUGGGUCGUGAGGCCUUCAGCUCAGGAAGACAUUACUGGGAGGUGGAGGUGGGAGACAGGACUGACUGGGCAAUUGGGGUGUGUAGGGAGAAUGUGAUUAAGAAAGGAUUUGACCCCAUGACUCCUGAGAAUGGGUUCUGGGCUGUGGAGUUGUACGGAAAUGGGUACUGGGCCCUCACCCCACUCCGGACCCCUCUCCCACUGGCAGGACCCCCUCACCGGGUUGGGAUUUUCCUGGACUAUGAAUCAGGAGACGUCUCCUUCUACAACAUGACUGAUGGAUCCCAUAUCUAUACUUUCCUCAGCACCUCUUUCUCUGGCCCCCUCCGGCCCUUCUUCUGCCUGUGGUCCAGUGGUAAAAAGCCCCUGACCAUCUGCCCAAUCACUGAUGGGCCUGAGGGAGUCAUAGUAGUUGCUGAUGCCAAGGACCUUUCUAAGGAGAUCCCAUUGUCCCCCAUGGGGGAGGACUCUGCCUCUGGGGAUACAGAUACCCUCCAUUCUAAACUAAUCCCUACCCAGCCCAGCCAAGGGACACCUUAAGGAAUAUCCCAACUUAACUGUUUUCCUUUGCUCAAACCCCUCUCCUCCAUCACUCCCUGAGGCUUCAGCUGCCAGCUUCACCCAGCCCCUGUUUCUUCCUGUUGGGUAGGGAUUAAUUAGUCUUGGGAAGGUUGUGUGGCUGCUGCUGGAGAGUGUUGGUAUAGGACCUUCCUAAUCUGUUUCUGUACCAAAAUUCAGGGGGCACAGAGGUGACUUAAACUGCUUCUGGUGUUCUCCUAUCCCUUGAGGCUAAAUCCUAUAGAAAAGGACUUGAAGAAAACUCAAAGGACAGCUCAGAGACCAAGAUGGGGUUAGGUUGGCAUGUGGUCAUGACAGAAACAUCUUGAUGUCUAGCAUAGGAGUAUGUAGAGGAAGGGGUUUUAGGCAAACAGAAAACCCAAAGGUUUCUGGAAAGGGAAGAUCCAAGGCUGAAAUCCCAUAAAGGAACUUGGAGGGGACACCAUGACAGAGGAAAGUGAGGUGAACCCAGGCCAGUGAUGGACACCUGGCCUGCCCCUAGAGUUUUAGAGCCUAUAUCUCAAAUUUUCAAAGUCAUGUCCUACAGAGUAGAGGGGACUGGCCCUACUUCUGUGAGAUCUGAACAAUUGGCAAAGAGGAGUAGAGAAGAACUGAAAGGAGCAGGGGAAGGGGGUCAGACAGAGGUGUGAUGAAGGAGAGAAUUUUAACGAAACUCAAAGUUUAUGUGCACAGCCAUGCCUCAGGCUCUGUUUCCGUCUCUGCACCCUCUUGCUUCUCCCUUGCCUGGGGGUCAUUCCAACCUCACUUUGUGGACUCCACAAGUUUCAAGUUCUCUUCUUCCUUUGGAUCUACAAUCUCUCCAUUUCAAAGGCAUUUCCAGGAAUCAUCCUUCAGAGAUAUCACCACUUUAUCAGCCACUGUCUCAGCCUCAUGCCCCCUCAAGCUCUCAUCGCAACGUCCAGUUUAAACCCCUCAAACCUACUUUCAGUUAGCUUCAACUGACAUCCCUUUUCACAUCAUGUCACCAUUCACCCUCUCCCCACUCAGCUUUCCUAUGUGCUGCUCUCCCCAGGGUCUCCUGAAUGUUGCGUCGUUGUGCUCAGUGCAGCUAGAUGGAUUGCACCUGUUUGUAUUUGCCUCUGUUUGUAUUUGCAUUUUCCUAUAUACAUGUGGCUUGUCUCACCAAUGGACUGCAAAUUUAUCCAGGCUCACACCUUCCAUUUCCCUUGUAUUUUUCCAGUUUCCAGGGUAGACGUCACCCAUGGUCUUAACCUAAUAAAUAAGUCUGUCUGAUUGCUGAAAGCUGCAUCUGCACCUUCCGUUCUUUGUCC